This is a messenger RNA of Vollenhovia emeryi, 5617 nucleotides long. Its product is annotated as neuroligin-1. NCBI's taxonomy places the organism in Eukaryota, Metazoa, Arthropoda, Insecta, Hymenoptera, Formicidae. The transcript has 7 exons. Gene Ontology annotation, molecular function: neurexin family protein binding; signaling receptor activity. Bases 1 to 3075 code for a protein of 1024 amino acids. The record is from RefSeq and is a predicted model, not a curated record. Gene Ontology annotation, cellular component: synapse; postsynaptic membrane; cell surface. Gene Ontology annotation, biological process: modulation of chemical synaptic transmission; postsynaptic membrane assembly; chemical synaptic transmission.
AUGCGGACGUCCUCCUCCUCUUUGCCGAGGAAGAGGAAGAGGAAAGACCUCUCGCCUCCCGACACCGUCCUUCUCGGCGAUUGGCGAUCGUCAGUUAAGCAUGUCCUCCGACAGCAGUGUCCUCCGCGGCACGAUAUUAUCAUAUCGUAUCGGACGCGGCACGAUGUUCUUCGCCGGGGACGAGACGUUCCCUCGGUGUAUCGUGAGCCUCCUGGCAAGCUGGGGAAUUGCCAAACGAGCGCGAUUCCCGGCAAACGGUGCUGGGGACGAAGAAAGCGGAAGGGAGGCAAAUGCGACAAGGGGAGCGACGACGAGGGAAAUGAAGGAGAGAGGCGACGACGAAGUACUGAGGAUAUCGCGAGUAAAGGGACCCUUCGGAGGGUCUCGUUCGACGGCGGCAUCGCCAAGGGCGUCUUCCUGCUGGCGCUUCUCUGCGCUCAGUGCUGCCUGGCAGGUACCGAGGCGCUGGCCGGCGCUCAAAAGUACUGCACGAGAACGGUCAAGACACGAUACGGCUUGCUGCGCGGCAUCGAGGCCAGAUCGUCGACAGCCGUCGAGACAUAUUACGGCGUGCCGUACGCGACGCCGCCGCUUGGCUCGUUGCGCUACAUGCCGCCGGUCACCCCGACACCCUGGCGCGGCACCAAACUCGCCGACACCAUGCCGCCGGCCUGCCCGCAGCGGCCGCCGGCACCGGACGACAGCCUGCCGCGGCAGAGGCAGGCCUAUCUCAAGAGGCUGGUGCCCGUACUGGUCAACCAGAGCGAAGACUGCCUGUAUCUGAACCUCUAUGUGCCCAAAGCUCCUCACGGUAGCAUUGCGGACUCGCUACCGGCACUCCUCCUUAUUCAUGGCGAUUCCUAUUCGUGGGGCGCCGGAAAUUCAUUUGACGGGACCGCCCUGGCCGCCCACGGACGCCUUAUUGUCGUCUCCAUCAAUUUUCGUCUUGGCGUGCUCGGCUUCCUGAAGACCGGCUCGAAGGGGAGCGCGCAGGGCAAUUACGGAUUGAUGGAUCUAGUGGCGGGGCUCCACUGGCUGCGCGAGAAUCUCGGGGCUUUCGGCGGCGAUCCUGAGCGACUGGCGUUGCUGGGCCACGGCACCGGGGCGGCUCUCGCCAAUUUUUUAGCCGUCUCCCCUAUGGCAAAAGAGCUGAUCGGGAGGGUGAUUCUGCUCGGUGGUUCGGCCCUCUCGUCGUGGGCGGUGCAGCGGGACCCGCUGGCGGUGAAGCGCCGCGUCGCCGAGCAGACCGGAUGCCCCGGUGACGUCGAGGCCGACGAUGUCGCACCGUGCCUUCGUUUGAGGAGCGUGGAGGAGCUGCUGGCGGUGCAGCUGGACCCGCCGAGAUUCACUUCCGGAUUUGCGCCCUUCGUCGACGGGGCUGUUCUGCCACCGACAGUCAAUCAGAAUUUCCAGCCCACUGCCUCUUCUUCGGGACUAAUGCCGAUCGUGCCCGGGCCCGGCGCCGAAUUCGCGGACUUCGGCGACCGUGAUUUGCUCUUCGGUUUGACAUCCGAGGAAGCUUGGGUGAAUCUCACCGAGGAGGAUCUACAGAACGGCCUGAACGAGACGAGGAGGGACCGUAUAUUGCGCACUUACGUCCGGAACACCUACCGCUACCAUUUGCAUGAAAUCUAUUCGACUCUUCGGAACGAGUACACCGACUGGGAGCGGGGCGAGCAGAGUCCCGUGGCGAUCUGCGAGGGUCUCUUAUCUCUCCUCGGAGACGGCCAAGUCGCCGCGCCGCUCCUCAGACUGGCCUUACUGCAUUCGGCCUCGGAGGGACGCGGCUACUUCCUGCACUUCCAGCCGGGCGAGCAGUCGAGCCAGAGGGGCGAGGAGGUGCCGUAUCUCCUGGGUAUACCUCUUCUGCGCGGCGGGGUCACGUCCGCGCUGCCCGCCUCUGGCAACUACACCCCCGCCGAUGAGAAUCUGUCGAAACUGCUCGUACAUUACCUGGCUAACUUCGUGAGGCGCGGGGACCCGAAUGGCGCGAGUCCCUUGUCCACGGCACUGGAGAACGGCCUGACGAUGAGUCCGCCGUUCUGGGACUCGUACGAUUCCAUAAAUCAGCUGUACUUGGAGGCCGCUCACAACCCGGAGAUGCGCUCUCACUACAGAGGCCACAAAAUGUCGCUCUGGCUGAAUCUGCUGCCGCAGCUGCACCGGCCGGGCUACGAGAUCAACAUGCGCCAUCAUCAUCUCGCGGAGAGCCCCGGCCUAUACGAGGGUCCGGUGAGGCCGCAGAGCACGGCCGUGCCUCUGCCGGCACCCCCGUUACCCAUGCCAUCCCCCACGGAGCCCUCGUCGAUACUGACCGCGCUGUCGACCACGGAGUGCACCCCGAACGCGACCGUCGCCACGACCAUCACGCCCACCACCUCGCGAACGUUGCAGAUCUCGAACCUGGGCCCGGGCCCCAACAACCUCCUGCGCAAACUUGCGUCCAGCCACUACCAGAGCUACACCACGGCCCUCACGGUCACCAUCGCGGUAGGCGUGUUUCUGCUGCUGCUCAACAUCCUGAUCUUCGCGGGGAUCUACCAUCAGCGCGACCGGAGCACUAGCGGCGGCGGUCUGUCGGGCGCGUUCAGCAACAAAAAGAAGGAGGAGUUUCUGGAGGCCGGCUGCUCCGGCAUGGACACCUCGGUUUCGGGCAAACAACGACUGCCGCCCUCCAUGAGCCUAAUGGACUCGCCGUCGUCGAUGCUGCCGCCGCACAAGGCGAAGCUCGUGCAGGAGCUCGAGCUGCAGCUGCAGGAGUUCCAGUGCUCGCCGCCGCCCGGCGGCGGCAAGCGGAUUCUGGAACCGCCGUCCUACAGCAAGAACCCGUGCAUCCAGCGGACCCGCACGCCCUCGCCCUGCGUGGACGCCACUAUCGCCCAGAUGGAUGACGUUAACACUCUCGGCGGCCUCCACCUCGACAGCGAGGACGAGAACGAGGAGGUGCCGGAACCGCCGCCCCCGCCCAAGGUCCCGGCGCCGAACGUGGGUCUCACGUGUCCCGGGAUUUUGCGACAGCCCGGGACGCCCGGUAGCGCAAAGAAACGUGUGCAGAUUCAAGAGAUCUCCGUGUGAUAGAGUGCGGGAUCCAAUGGUCUCUCGAGAUCUUUUGAUGUUGGAGGACGCGAUUCGCCGUGAACGAGACACGCGCGACAAGAGGCCCGGCGCUGAUCGAGAUCAAGUGUGGACGAGGGCCGCCUUUGAACUCUGAUUAUUAUCGGGGAUACACUCUCUCCGAGACGCGAGUGUUUCUCGCUCUUCUCCGUCGCUGUCGAAGCGAAUUUCGCUCCUCUCGUGAGAUUAUUGUUUCCUCGUAUUUCCAUUUGAGAAUAAAUAGCACGUUCUCGCGCUCGCGUGUUCGUCGGUUAUCUUGCGCGAGAUGAAAGCGCGAUCGCUUUCGCGUUAAGGCGAGGGUGAACGUUUGCGACGGCCGUGUUUGAUAAACCCCUUCUCGCGACCGUUCUUGCUCUUAAAACUCGUCACGGACUGCUGAACGCUGCAGAAACACGUUGAAGCUUACGAUCCUUGUUGUUCCUGAGUGAUCCUCGUCAGGAAUGGACGCCGACGUGUGCGUAGCGCUUCGCGCGACUGAAGAAAGUGAAACAUAAUUUUUACCCCGCUCCAAACGGAGCUGUACAGUGCCGUGUGUGCCCACGUACAGGUUGAAAGCGCAGCGUUGCAAGUGUGCUUUAUUUCGAGGGGUUUCUCGCCGAACCUUUCGACGCGCGGUCCACGUCGCGUAACGCAAUUCGAAUGAACGCGCAAAACGGGCACGUAAACACACGAGAGAAUACACAGGAGGUUCGUAGCGGUCCCUUUGUAUCCGAGACGUGAAUCUUCGUCCGUCCAUUAGGGACGGCAACGUCUGGCGUUUGAAAUUCACGGAUCGGCCGACCCUUAAGUUCAUUGACUCUUCAGCCGGCUCCCAGUUCCGGCGGUCGUUGCGGCGCGGUGUGUCGCAUAAACGGGGGAUUGACGUAAUCUCAGGAAUAAAAGGAGAUGCAAAAGACAUCUCGCGGCAGGCACACACGGUGUCCGUCACGGUGCUCGGGCUAACUCGGGCCCGAAUCUUGCCACAACGCUAAAUGGAAUUAAUCGAGGAAUUGGUAGUUUUGGGCUUCGACUCUUAGGUUCAUAAGACGGCGAGAACGACUAGUUUACCGAUACGCAUGUUCGUGCGAGAGAGAACUUGCGUGAGAGACAUGGGACGAAAGGGUGGAAAGAAAUGAGUGAAAAAAUGAGAAGGGAAAGCGCGGGGAAAGGGGAAACUUUGUGAGAUGCUAGCUUUCGUUAGCGUAAUUGGGCGCGCGCGCGCGUGUGGGUGUGGGUGUGUGUGUGUGUGUGUGUGUGUGCAAUCUUGUGCAAGGAAUUAGAACACGUUUGACACGAGAUAGGGCUAAACGGUUUAACGGCAACCGAGGGAGUACUUAAGAGGAUACAGGUGACUCUCUCCGGUACUUGCUUUAAAAAUUGUCCUGGUGUAACGUGAAAUUGCGUUUGCGGAGAAGAAUUUCGAUACGCCAAGUUCUGACGUUUCCAUCGCAGGCGACUGCGUUAUACACUCGAGCCAUCUUUACGAUGUAUACAUUUGUCAGAAAGUGUCGCGUUAUGAGUUUCCGCUGACUUUAAUGGUCACCUUAGUGGGGGAGGGGGGCGGAGGGAGGGGAGAAAAGUUGCGUUGUUUCAGAAAGUUAGAAAUUUGCUACAACUUUUUCACGACCGCUAUAAAAGAAAAGUAUUUAAAUGAGAGUUCCUAUACGUUCGACCAAUUGGAAAUGGCCCGCGCAUAAAUGCCACGAAUUAUUGGUAGUGUGUCAUCUUGAUUCCGCGCCCGAUUGAAGUUGAUCUAUUCUUGUUGCGCGCUGAAACCUUUAUUCGCUCUCGUCUACUCGGAAAUAUCUUUUCUCUUAAUCCUUUUGACAACCAUUUUGCACACUCGGCCACUUGGCAGUGACGGCAGAAUUUCGUGCAAGUUAAAAUUUGUCGUUGAGAGUCACCUGUAUAUUAUAAAUUUUCAUGCAAUAUUGGAAAUAUGGUAGUUGGAAAGUGAAAAGUGUUUGGGUCCAUUUUAAUUUUAAUAUUUUCCUUCGGGGUGCUUAGACGUGUCGAUCGGCUACUAAUAUACGAUUCGAACAUUUCGAAUCUGACCGAAUCUGUUUGAUACUACCGACAUGAGCUAUUUAUUACACCAGUGAUUACAAUUAUUUAUUACAAAAUGAUGUAAGAUGUGGCAGCAAAACGUAUAUUUAGUUUGUUUUAUGGGGGCGUUUAGGAUCAAAACUUACUAAGUCUAUGAGAUAUGCUGCGAGGAUGACAUUUGAUAUUGUUGCAAAAUCCCCCAAAGAAAUUGCUAUUGAAACAUAAGUCGGACAUUUUGUAUGUAAAAUAAUAUAUAUAUAUAGGGAGGCUAGGGCAAGUUUUGAUCUUGGCCACGUCUCGCACAACGCUCUUCGAAAUAUAAUUGGAAAGGCGGCAAGAAUUGAGUCUUAACUUGACAGCCCCGAGAAAACAAGUCCGUCGCGAGAGUAUCAGAGUAGAGAGAGACAGGCGAACCCUGUCGUAAGCAACCCCUACGACCGUUACCCCUGGUCCACAAUCUUGCUUUACCCCUGAUCUA